ACGCAAUCGGCGGAGCGCGACCUGGAGGACAAGAUGCGGUUGGCGCGCAGCUACCAGGACAAGGUCGACGGUCCCGUCAACCCGCUGACCACCGACAGCCUGCGCCAGAUCUCCAAGAUCACCGGCCAGGGCGGCGGUGCCAGGAGUGCGACGAGGUCCCGUGGCGACAGCGGGUAUGCGCCUACCAACAGGAACAGCAUCGACAUGAUGGACGACAUGCGGAUCCUCGUCAAGGGCACGGCGACGCUGACGAUCGGCGAUGCCCAGAUGGACGUCAAGGACGGCGCCGAGAUUCGCAUCCCGACCAGCGUCGGCGGGGACAGGAACUCGCGCGGGGGCAGCGAUCAGGGCUCUUCGUACGCAGACGAGCGGGAGCGAGAGCGGGACCGCGACUCUCGGCGCCCUGAAGAAGGAGGACGACGGACGAGGCACGAGCGCGAACGCCUUGGCGGCGGCGGCGGUGGAGGAACGACGACGGCCACACAGCACGCUCGGGACAGGCGCGCGACCUCGAGGGCUGGUUCGCACUCGCGUGGGUACGGGCACGGGCACGGGCAGGCCAUACCGGCUUCGCCUUACCCGCUGGAGUAUGGUGGCGGGAGCCUGGGAUCCCACUAUUACCACUCGCAGCCGCCGUUGGCGUAUGCGCCAUAUGGGUCUCACGGUUUUCCGUACCCGAGCUAGUUGUGGUGUGUGAGGUAGAAGAGGAGGAGGAGCAGAAGAGCAGGCGGAGAUGCGUGCGGGUGUGAAUGAUUUCAUUUAUGAUGGUAUGACGAACGAACGAACCGACGAGCGAAGCACAGCUAAUGAUGAUGAUGAUCUCUCUUCUCUUUCUUCUUCUUCUUUUUGAGCCCAGAUUUUCUGAGUUUGUUCUUCUUCGCAUCAUGAGCUAUUGGAUGAUUGCAGGCGAGCGAGCGAGCUAUAUUUUGCGUUUGUUUCUUUUUUUCCUUUUCCUCUUCUGUCCUUCUCAAUCUUCAUGACACGGCGAUUCAAGUUUUGGAUACCUCAAUUGCUUUCCCCUGUCUUUUUUUCCCAUUAUGUGCGACGUUGUUCAGGCAACGAAUUGAGUUAGGUGGGAGGGACGAACAAAAGCCUUCUACGUUUUAUGAGGCUAUAGCAGGAAUGGGGCUGUUAUAAUGAGUUGAUGUUUCUUCUUUUGCUACUCCUUCUCCUUCUGCUGUUUUCCAUUUCUCCCUUUGGCUUGUGCGAUGGUGUUCCUUUCUGGCAUUGGUACGCAAUCGCAUGGCGUAGGGAAAAGACAAAAGAAGGAUUUUGGAUAUUUUUCUCUCUUUCUUUUUCAGGCCGGCCUAGGGAUAUUGGGAAAUUCUUUGGAUACCAGAGGAGAUGCUGUUAUCUGUAAUAGUCUUGUCAUAUUGAUGUUAUCUUGAGUGGUGGUUUUCAUUUUGAUAUAUACCACUCUGCUCAAACUUGGGGCUGGCUUUCGGGGCAGGGCGCGAGAGAAUACUUUCUCUGUACUCUCGAUGUACAGAGCACAUUCUAGUCAAGGAACAGACAAAAUUUUAUUCCAUUCACAUGCUGUGUAC
Molecule: messenger RNA, 1544 nt
Organism: Cryphonectria parasitica EP155
Lineage: Eukaryota; Fungi; Ascomycota; Sordariomycetes; Diaporthales; Cryphonectriaceae
Exons: 1
Coding region: 34-684 (216 amino acids)
Source: RefSeq, a predicted model, not a curated record